UAAAAUGGCGAUCUCCACAAACCUACAAACAACUGCGCUACGAACUUUUCCAAGAAGAGGGUACGCGAACGUCGCGACAGUGGUCCUGAUCGAUGACGAUAGUUUCGCAUUAAGCAUGUCGACCAGCCUCAUGAAAACCGUGUACAGUGAUGCGCCUGGCUACAGAUUCCUUCAGAUAUUCUACAAAUUGUGCUUU
This is a messenger RNA of Dicrocoelium dendriticum, 196 nucleotides long. The record is from the annotation of a GenBank genome assembly. Lineage: Eukaryota; Metazoa; Platyhelminthes; Trematoda; Plagiorchiida; Dicrocoeliidae.